Molecule: messenger RNA, 1449 nt
Organism: Amphimedon queenslandica
Lineage: Eukaryota; Metazoa; Porifera; Demospongiae; Haplosclerida; Niphatidae
Product: aspartate aminotransferase, mitochondrial-like
Exons: 13
Coding region: 49-1323 (424 amino acids)
Biological process (GO): biosynthetic process; amino acid metabolic process
Cellular component (GO): mitochondrion
Molecular function (GO): L-aspartate:2-oxoglutarate transaminase activity; pyridoxal phosphate binding
Source: RefSeq, a predicted model, not a curated record
AGCCACGCCCUAUUAUUGUUUCUCCUCCUUCAGACUCCUUGUUGUAGCAUGGCGAUGCUAAGAACCUCUUUGCGGAGUUUUCUCUCCUUCCCAACUCGAGCGGCUGUAGUCAGAGCUAGUUCUUGGUGGUCUGGGGUUGAGGUGGGCCCCCCUGAUCCAAUAUUCGGCCUCCUGGAGGCGUACAAUAAAGACGAGAGGACGAACAAAGUUAAUUUGACUGUGGGGGCGUACAGGGAUGACCAGGGAAAGCCAUAUGUACUGAAUGUAGUCAAACAAAUUGAGAGGGACAAUUUAGAUAAAUACAAAGAGAAGGAGUAUGCUGGUAUCCUGGGGUAUCCUUCCUUCCACAGAGCUGCCAUUGAAUUUGCACUGACACCUCAAGAAAAACACGUCAAAGAGAAUCUGUAUGUGUCAGCUCAAGCCAUUGGUGGUACUGGAGCAUUGAGGAUCAUUGCUUUAUUCCUUGCAAAGUUCUUUCCCCAUCAGAAGACUAUAUAUGUACCAGCACCUACCUGGGGCAAUCACGCACCAGUGUUCAGGAGUUCUGGUUUGAAUGUUGAGACUUAUCGUCAUUUCAAGCCUGAGACCUGUGGGUUUGACUCUGAAGCUUGUUAUGAAGACCUGAGGAAAAUACCUGAUAACUCUCUUAUCUUGUUUCAUGCUUGCGGUCACAAUCCAACUGGGAUUGAUCCUACGUUAGAUGAAUGGUCCCAGUUAUCAAAGAUAUGUAAGGAGAAGAACCAUUACGUAUUCAUGGAUAUGGCCUAUCAAGGAUUCUCUACUGGUGAUCUUGAUAGAGAUGCAUCAGCUCUUAGGCUGUUUGUACGUGAUGGACACCAACUGUCAUAUGCUCAAUCAUUCUCAAAGAACAUGGGACUAUAUGGUGAGAGAGUUGGUGCUGUUACCAUAUUGUGUGAUACACCAGAAGAGAAGGCAGCACUUGAGUCACAGCUAAAGAUUAUAGUCCGUCCAAUGUACUCCAACCCACCAAUCAAUGGAGCUAGGAUUGCUACUGAGAUACUGACCAAUGAGAACUACAGAUCACAAUGGUUGGUUGAAAUGAAGAAUAUGGCUGAUCGUAUCACUAGCAUGAGAACAUCACUGAAAGAUGCACUAGCUAAACAUGGUUCAACUCUGGACUGGUCUCAUGUCACUAAACAGAUUGGUAUGUUCUGCUUCAGUGGACUCUCAGCUGAAAAGGUUGAUACCCUACGUAAUGACUAUGGUAUAUAUAUGACUAGGGAUGGUAGGAUAUCAAUGCCAGCACUGUGCUCUUCUAAUGUUGACUAUGUUGCUAAAGCUAUUCAUGAAAUAACUAAAUAAAUACAAUAAUAAUAAUAAUGAAUGAAUGAACAUUUAUUAUUAGCUACUUCAGCUGCCGACUAGUAUAUUUUACAAUAGUAAUUGAAAUUUGUUGUAUAGUGCUUCUUGAAAUUAAUUGAUACAAAA